UUGAAGUAUACAGAUGUCGACUUUCGGAAAUUAACAGGUUUUCACAAGAAUCAGUUAUUCCAGAUCGCAAAAGCCUUAAAAACACCGUACAACGUGGCGGGCUUCGCUUUGACUCCUGACGAAUCCUUUUUCUUCAUUUUCCUUGUUCGUAUUCGCAACGGCUGCACGUAUAGUGUUCUUGCAGGCAUUUGCAGAAGGGAAGUAUCGACCAUUUCUAGGGUGGUCUCCUUCCUUGCUUGUUAUUUGUAUCAUGUCAUAAGACUAAAAUUAUCUGUCACUAGCGCUAGUUGGUUACCCGAGCGCUUGAAGGACAAUAAAUCAAUUGACGGCACAAGGAUUGUCGCUUUUAUUGAUGGUACUCAUAUGAAAAUUGCCCGGUCUCGUAAGCAUGCUCAGCACGGGCACGGUGAUGCCCAAAACGUUUACAGUGGCCAUGAAAAGACACAUAUUUUAAAAUACCAAGCAGUCGCCACCCCCGAUGGAAUUUGUAUCGAUCUUGCGGGUAGUCAGCAUGAUUCAUUCAUGUUCAUGUACAGCGGCUUAUAUGAUAGGCUCAAAUCUGCCUUGAAAGUUGACAACCAACAAUACAGGACGCCCGGGGAUCCUGCAUACCAAAGUUCUGACGUUUUCUUAGUCGCAUUCAAAGGUCAAAUGCUGACCCCAGAAGAAAAAAAGCAGAACAGGAUUAUGUCAACACCUCGUGUUUCGAUCGAGUGGUUCUUUGGAGCUGUAAAAAACAACUUCCGGAUCUUCAACGGUAAUGGUGUUUUAAAAAUGGGAGGUGUGAGGGGAUGUAGUGCUUAA
Lachancea lanzarotensis is the source of this 804-nucleotide messenger RNA. NCBI's taxonomy places the organism in Eukaryota, Fungi, Ascomycota, Saccharomycetes, Saccharomycetales, Saccharomycetaceae. The record is from the annotation of a RefSeq genome assembly.